UUCCACAUCUCCAGCCUGCUGGAGAAGAUGACGUCCAGCGACAAGGACUUCAGGUACUCAUGAGCCGCCUAUCACUGUGACAUGCAAAUGACAUAUGCCAUGUACUGAUCAGUCUAGUUGAGGUGGCUCAGCACUGCCUGCAGCCCUGGCUACCCACGUGCCUUCGAACCCUUGCGCUGAGCUCCAGUUUUGGGGAACUCUAGUACACCUACCCGUCUGUCAGGGCCUGGAAGCUGCUGGACAGUGCUCCUCCUCCCUGCCCCUCACCAGGUUCAUGGCCACCAGUGACCUGAUGUCAGAGCUACAGAAAGACUCCAUCCAGCUAGAUGAGGACAGCGAGCGCAAGGUGGUGAGGACCCUGCUGCGGCUCCUGGAGGACAGGAGUGGUGAGGUGCAGAACCUGGCUGUCAAGUGCCUGGGUCCCCUGGUGGGCAAAGUGAAGGAGUACCAAGUGGAGACGAUUGUGGACACCCUUUGUGCCAACAUGCGGUCAGACAAGGAGCAGCUCCGGGACAUCGCCGGCAUUGGCCUGAAGACCAUCCUCUCGGAGCUGCCUCCCGCCACCACAGGCUCAGGACUGGCUAUCAACGUGUGCCGCAAGAUCACAGGCCAGCUCACCAGUGCCAUCGCCCAGCAGGAGGACGUGGCUGUGCAGUUGGAAGCCCUGGACAUCCUCUCCGACAUGCUGAGCAGGCUAGGUGCCCCACUGGGCACCUUCCAUGCAAGCCUGCUGCACUGCCUACUGCCCCAGCUGAGCAGCCCGCGCCUGGCUGUUCGCAAGCGUGCCGUCGGGGCACUCGGACACCUGGCCGCCUCCUGCAGCACUGACCUCUUCGUGGAGCUCGCUGACCACCUGGUGGACCGGCUUCCCGGCCCGCGUGCGCCGGCCAGCCCGGCAGCCAUUCGAACCCUGAUCCAGUGUUUGGGCAGCGUGGGCCGCCAGGCUGGCCAUCGCUUGGGGGCCCACCUGGCUCGCCUGGUACCCUUGGUGGAGGAGUUCUGCAACCUGGAUGACGAUGAGCUGAGAGAGUCCUGCCUCCAGGCCUUCGAGGCCUUCCUAAGGAAGUGCCCCAAGGAGAUGGACCCUCAUGUACCCAAUGUGACCAACCUCUGCCUCCGGUACAUGAAACAUGACCCCAACUACCAUCAUGACAGUGAUGAGGACGAAGAGCAGAUGGAGACUGGGGACAGUGACUUCAGUGAGCAAGAGAGCGAGGACGAGUACAGCGACGAUGAUGACAUGAGCUGGAAGGUGCGCCGAGCAGCCGCCAAGUGCAUGGCAGCCCUGAUCGGCUCUCGUCCCGACCUGGUGCCCGACUUCCACUGCACUCUGGCUCCCGCGCUCAUCCGCCGCUUCAAGGAACGGGAGGAGAAUGUCAAGGCAGACAUCUUUGGGGCUUACAUCAUGUUGCUGCGACAUACGCGGCCCCCUAAGGGAUGGCUAGAAGCCGUGGAGGAGCCCACCCAGACUGGCAGCAACCUCAGUAUGCUACGGGCACAGGUGCCCCUAGUAAUGAAGGCCCUACAUCGGCAACUUAAAGAUCGAAAUGUCCGGACCCGCCAGGGCUGCUUCAACCUCCUCACUGAGCUGGCAAGUGUUCUCCCCGGCAGCCUGGCAGAGCAUAUGCCCGCGUUGGUAUCAGGCAUUGUCUUUUCGCUGGCUGACCACUCCAGCUCCUCCACCAUUCGGAUGGAUGCCCUGGCCUUCCUGCAGGGGCUUCUGGGUACAGAGCCAGCCGAGGCCUUCCACCCACACCUGCCCACCCUCCUACCACCUGUGAUGGCCUGCGUGGCUGACCCUUUCUACAAGGUGGCAGCUGAGGCUUUACUGGUGCUCCAGGAGCUGGUGCGGACCCUGUGGCCACUGGAUAGGCCUCGGAUGCUGGACCCAGAGCCAUAUGUUGGAGAGAUGUCCACGGCUACCCUGGCACGACUCCGCGCUACUGAUCUAGACCAGGAAGUGAAGGAACGGGCCAUCUCUUGUGUGGGCCACCUUGUGGGUCACCUUGGUGACCGGCUUGGGGAUGACCUAGAGCCCACACUUAUGCUUCUCUUGGACCGCCUACGGAAUGAGAUCACCCGGUUGCCUGCUGUCAAGGCGCUGACACUGGUGGCUGUGUCUCCAUUACGACUUGACCUGCAGCCCAUCCUGGCUGAGGCACUCCCUAUCCUGGCUUCGUUUCUGCGCAAGAAUCAGCGGGCACUGCGGCUGGCCACGCUGGCUGCCCUGGAUGCCCUGGCUCAGAGUCAGAGCCUCGGCCUGCCUCCGCCUGCUGUGCGGGCCGUGCUAGCUGAACUGCCUGCCCUGGUCAGCGAGAACGAUAUGCAUGUGGCCCAGCUGGCUGUCGACUUCCUUGCCACUGUGACCCAGGCGCAGCCCACCUCUCUUGUGGAAGUCAGUGGGCCUGUCCUGGAAGAGCUGAUGCGGUUGCUGCACUCCCCCUUGCUGCCUGCUGGGGUGCUGACAGCCACUGAAGGCUUUCUGCAGGCACUGGUGGGAACCCGCCCUCCGUGUGUGGAGUACUCUGAGCUCAUUAGUCUGCUCACUGCACCUGUUUACAACCAGGCUGAGGAUGGAGGACCCGGCUUGCACAAGCAGGUGUUCCACUCACUGGCCCGGUGUGUGGCUGCCCUCUCAGCUGCCUGUCCCCAGGAGGCAGCAGGAACUGCCAGCCGCCUGGUCUGUGAUGCCAGGUCGCCCCAUUCAAGCACAGGAGUCAAAGUCUUGGCAUUCCUGUCACUGGCUGAGGUGGGCCAGGUGGCUGGGCCAGGCCCCCAGAGAGAGCUGAAGACCGUGCUUCUGGAAGCCUUGGGGUCUCCCAGUGAGGAUGUGAGGGCUGCAGCCGCAUAUGCCCUGGGCCGUGUGGGUGCUGGCAACCUGCCUGAUUUCCUGCCCUUCCUGCUGGCACAGAUCGAGGCCGAGCCCCGGCGACAGUACCUGCUGCUACAUGCACUUAGGGAGGCCUUGGCGGCUGCCCAGCCUGACAACCUAAAGCCCUAUGUUGAGGAUGUCUGGGCGCUGCUCUUCCAGCGCUGUGAGAGCCCUGAAGAAGGCACGCGGUGUGUGGUGGCUGAGUGCAUUGGGAAGCUAGUGCUUGUGAACCCUCCCUUCCUCCUGCCUCGGUUCCGGAAACAGCUUGCUGCAGGUCAGCCAUAUACCCGGAGCACGGUCAUCACUGCAGUCAAGUUCCUCAUCUCAGACCAGCCGCACUCCAUCGACCCCCUCCUGAAGAGCUACAUUGCAGAGUUCAUGGAAAGCCUGCAGGACCCAGACCUGAACGUGCGCCGGGCCACACUCACUUUCUUCAACUCAGCUGUGCACAAUAAACCAUCAUUGGUCCGGGACCUGUUGGAUGACAUCCUACCCCUCCUCUACCAGGAGACCAAGAUCCGUCGGGACCUCAUCCGAGAGGUGGAGAUGGGGCCCUUCAAGCAUACGGUAGAUGAUGGACUGGAUGUGAGGAAGGCAGCCUUCGAGUGCAUGUACUCACUGCUGGAGAGCUGCCUGGGCCAGCUGGACGUCUGCGAGUUUCUGAACCACGUGCAGGAUGGGCUGAAGGACCACUAUGACAUCCGAAUGCUGACCUUCAUCAUGCUGGCCCGGCUGGCUACCCUUUGUCCUGUACCUGUCCUGCAGAGGGUUGACCGGCUCAUCGAGCCACUCAGAGCCACCUGUACUGCUAAGGUCAAGGCUGGUUCUGUGAAGCAGGAGCUGGAGAAGCAGGAUGAGCUGAAGCGCUCAGCAAUGCGGGCAGUGGCUGCCCUGAUGACCAACCCUGAGGUACGGAAGAGCCCCGGUAUGGCUGACUUCUCUGCCCAGAUCCGAUCCAACCCAGAACUCACCGCCCUCUUCGAGAGCAUCCAAAAAGACUCGGCCUCUGGUCCCAGCAUGGAUUCUAUGGAACUCAGCUAGCUGUCCCGAACGCAAGCCUCCCCUCCCAUCCCCAUGGGCCUUGGCCACCCCAUCCUUCCCAGGCAGCCUCAGUGCCUUCCUAGGGCCCCUACUCAAGGCCUCAGCUUCAGUGGGGAGCUGGGCCCAUUAACUCAGGACACUCACAGCAGGGGUGAAGUCCUACCACCUUUACACUGCACCCCUCCACGUGAUGAGAAGCCAGCACUGGACUCUAGGGGUUGGCUUCCUACUUCACUUACUGUGGACUCACAUGUCAGAAAAUAGCACCCUGGCCAAGGGGAGGGCUGUGUAGAGCCCAGGCAAGCUUCUUAAAACCUGGAACGCCUCAUUUCUAGUUAACAGAGUAAGAAUUGUUUCCAGGGAAGAUGUGUAACUCACUGGACAGGCUUGGCCCCACUGUUUGAACCAUCUCUAACCUCAUCACCAAGGCGUCUAACCGUUUGUGUUCUUCUCAAGGUGUGUAGUGGUUAGUAUUGAAAAUUCAAGUCUAGAUCAUAGGCCAGAACCACUCCUACCCCCACCCCCUGGAGCAUUUCUGUACAGAGAUCCUCCUGCCUCUGCCUGGGAUUAAAGGCGUGUGCCGCCACUGCCACCACCACCAGUUACGGCCCAAAUUUUGUGAUCUGAAUAAAGAACAGAUACAAAGUU
Mesocricetus auratus (golden hamster) is the source of this 4561-nucleotide messenger RNA. RefSeq names its product cullin associated and neddylation dissociated 2 (putative) (gene Cand2). Gene Ontology annotation, biological process: protein ubiquitination; SCF complex assembly. NCBI's taxonomy places the organism in Eukaryota, Metazoa, Chordata, Mammalia, Rodentia, Cricetidae. The transcript is spliced from 16 exons. Gene Ontology annotation, cellular component: nucleus. Gene Ontology annotation, molecular function: protein binding. The record is from RefSeq and is a predicted model, not a curated record. Bases 275 to 3913 code for a protein of 1212 amino acids.